This is a messenger RNA of Suillus discolor, 1122 nucleotides long. RefSeq lists its product as uncharacterized. The transcript has 4 exons. The coding region runs from base 1 to 1122 and encodes 373 amino acids. NCBI's taxonomy places the organism in Eukaryota, Fungi, Basidiomycota, Agaricomycetes, Boletales, Suillaceae. The record is from RefSeq and is a predicted model, not a curated record.
AUGACAUUCUCUUGCGACCUCAACUCAACUUUACAGAGUCAUUCAAGUCCUCUCUAUCAUCAUGUCGGACCGUUCACGGUCAUCUCAACGAAUCCACCCGUAUCUACCAUACAGCGCGCCACCUCUCAAGCCUCCCCAGCUGGUAGUGUGAUAGGCUCACAAAGUGAUCUUGAGAGUGUGAUAUACUACGGUUCAGAGCCUCAAUUACAGAACCCUUCUGAGCAAGAGGCACUCAACGUCUCAAUCAAGGCCCUUCCAUGGGUGGAGCGUGACUGCCUGGAAUGGGUGCACAAGAAUCUUGUCUUAAAAAUGUUCCAGGAAGGCAGACUAGCCCAAUGUGCUGAGGGCUUCAUGCAUCUUUACAAAUUGGAUCCUAAAGAAAAAACCUUGACGUCAAAGGCCCAGAAAAAAUAUAGGGAGGCACGUAGGAAUCAAAUCACGGAGCCAAGACAAAUCUUCCAGUACUUCCUGCAUGGCAUCCGGGCUGGUGAUGCAACUGCUACUGUUAUAAUGUUUGGCAAUCCCUCAGUAGUCAAGACACACAUUCAACACUAUUAUCAUGACUCAAAGUCACUGCUGUGGGAUGAAAGCAUACUCGCGCAGAUCACGACAACUCCCAUUCCUGGGUAUGCAACAUCGGCCACUGGGGUCCUAUGCGCCAUUGACCGCAAGGUCGAAGGGCGGAUGUUGGGGACAGGGAACCAAACUGCAAAGUGUUUCAAUGCAAACCCCUACUUUGAUAACCAACACGAGUUUCAACAAAAAAUGACACUCGCUUCCCAGCAUGACCUCCACAAGGAGCCAUUCAAAAAACUUUUACUCGAUAUCCACCUUCAAGGACUGCAGGAGAUGAGGCGUGUGCAGAGCCAGGGCACCUCGCCGCCUCCAUUCAAACCUCUGUACAUUCCACAGACAUCAGCGGAAAUGAUGAUUCCGCUGGAAUUACUGGAGCGUGAUACCCCACCCCCCACCAAGCCCAAGAUCUUGCAAGGUACUACCUUGACUUAUUUGGAGCAGCCUUCCCUUGAGGUGCAACAACCUUCCCUCAAGUUGCAACAGCCUUCCCUCGAGUUGCAACAGCCUUCCUAUCAUCCGCAGUUGCUGCACCAGCAGAUGAACUGA